This is a messenger RNA of Paramuricea clavata, 11507 nucleotides long. Lineage: Eukaryota; Metazoa; Cnidaria; Anthozoa; Malacalcyonacea; Plexauridae. The record is from the annotation of a GenBank genome assembly.
CUAAGUGAAGACGCAGCCAAGAAUGAGAAUGAACUCAAUGAAUUGGAAGAUGAGAUUGAGAGAUUACGUAAUCGAUUACAACAACCUUCAGAAAAAUAUCAAGACGAGGUGAAUAAAUUAUCGGCCCUCACAAAUCUUCUCGAAACUAGAAUAUUGAAGCCUUAGAAAUUGCCCAAAUUGUAGCUAGUUCAGGUGCACACGUAAAUAGGCGCAAGUUGUUACAUAUCUUUCUCAAAUUCAUUAAUAAUUCAUGAUAAUUCAGCCAAUGAUAAUCACCUAUUUGAUCACAAGAUGCCAUUUGGAUACUUGAUGAAAGUCACUAGUGUUUUCAUCAAAUAUCUUAAUUACGCAUGCAAAAUUACUUGAAUAGAAUUCCCAAUUACGUUAUGCUUGGUUAAGAAUUCUAUUCAAAUCAGCAAACGAAAACAUUCUGUUACGUCUCAAUUCAUUUGAGAAGCCAUAUAAACAACUCGAGCUCGUGUCUCACCGGGAUAUCGAAACACUCGAAAACAAUGUAUGAAAACACUCGCGCUUCGCGCUCGUGUUCUCAUACAUUGUUUUCUCGUGUUUGGAUAUCCCGGUGAAACACUCGCUCUCGUUGUUCAUAUAUUACGUAAAAAGUUGUAACACGGUUGUCAAGCCGAUAUCAGGAUGUGUUCGCACUGUUUUUGUUCCCAGUUCUUUUGACAAGUCUGGAACAAGUUGUUAUCACCUUGUUACAUUAAGGUUGAUGGAAAAAAACUUGGUACAAUCAUAGUUAAUAGAAUAGAUAACUAUAUGGUUUGGAAACUCAUUAGAAUAACAAUAUAACUCAUUAUCUACGUUAGUCAACGUUUAUUCAUAAAUAUGGUCUUUCACCUUCACGUGUGUAUGGUAUUUUUGCCCAAUCCACCAAUAGCAAUUUCCAAUUUCCCUAUUGUUCGAGUCACGGAUAGGUAACUUUCCUAAGACAUGGUUGGUUGGGCAAAAAUACAAUACACACGUGACGGUAACUAAACGACCAGAUUUACGAAUAAACGUUGACUAACAUAUAGAUAAUGGGUUAUAUUGUUAUUCUAAUGAGUUUCCAAACCAUCUCUUCUGUUAACUAUGGUACAAGUUGUUCCAUGCAACAAGACUAACACAGGCUGUUCGUAACAAGUUGCUACGAGCUUGUUGUCGUCAACUUGUUACUUGUAUAGAGGAUAUAUCAGACAUGCUGGAACAACUUUUUGCGAGUUCGUUUCGCCUCCUCAACCUUGUCAGAAGAUGAUAACAACUUGUUCCAUACUUGUCAACACCUGGGAAUAGGCAGUGCGAACAUAUCUUGUUCACAAGCUGUGAGAUCUUUACGUGUAUCACUGGGAAAAAAAGUGAAUUCCAUACUACGAAAUUUACAAUUGCACCACUAAAUCCAUAGUAUAUCCAUCCUAUUUCCAUACUAUACCAUACUAUGGAAAUAUACAACUAUUAUGGAUAAGCAAAAUCGAUUCUAUUUCCAAUAAAGGUCCAUACAAUUUCCAUUCUAUGACCUUCUAUGGAUUUUCAAAAUUUUUUCCAGUGUAUAUCUCAAACUCGUAAAUAUUUCAUCAGUAAAUUAGCCAACAUGAUAAUACUGGACACCUGGUGAAGCGAGUACUUGGACUGGAUCAAAAUUAAUUCACCUCACUGUGUAAAUCACUAUUUACGCAUAUGAGAUGUCAUUUCUAAUCCUCCAAUGGACCUUUCCCCUUAUAACUAAAAUUUCGAUCUGGACAAAAAUUUCAUCACAGCUUGAAAGUGCAUCGCAAAAUUAGUAAUAUUCCAAAGUUUUGUUGCAAAAUCUUGUAAAAUGCGGAUAAUAUAGCCUUGCGAAGUUUGCCGUUUUUCAGUCAUUUUGUAUUACAAACGGGAAAUUGACAUCCGAUUCGGGUGUUGGGGCUGCAAUUUCCCGUUUGUAAUACAAAAUGACUGAAAAUUGCAAACUUCGCAAGGCUCUAUUUUCCUCAUGUUACAACAUUUCGCAACGAAACUUUGGAAUGUUACUAAUUUUGUGAUGCUCUUUCAAGCUGUGAUGAAAUAUUUGUCUAGACUUGCCUAGAUCAAAAUUUUGGUUAUAAGGGGAAAGGUCUAUUCGGAUUCGAUUAGUUUUACAAGUCCUCGCAUUGCGCAGACUUGAAAUCUAGUCCAGUCCUCAUGUAGUCGGAUUUGAAAUAUUACAUCUUUCAUCAUUGCCGCCGGAGUCCUAUUCCUGCAUUAUGCAGUGUUUGGGUAUAAUUUACCUCAGUCACAUGUAGAGAAGUGCUUCCAGUUUGACUCUUCCAAACACCGUCGAUUUUCUCCGGGUACUUCACUUUCCUGUAGUGACAGUGGUCCUCUAGAGAAGCACAGUUUAAAACUGAUAGUACUAUCAUGCAACAUAAAUAAAAUUAGUUUAGUUCAGAUUUCCUGCUGAAGUAUCAACGUGGUUUCAUUGUCAUUUUUCUGAAGGUGGAUCAUGUGCGAGCUCUGGCAAAGAGACAGAAAGAUCGUUUGGAGAAAGAGAUCCAGGAACUACAAGCCGAACUGCAAGAACUUCAAGAUAAACAUUUUGAUGAGGUGGGACAAUUUAAUUUUUUGGGAUGCCAUUUCGAAUCCCGCUGGAGACAAUGAAUUUUUGGUCGUACUCUGCAGUUUCAGAAUUAUAUGGAGCUACUAUCAUGGACAAGAUGACUCGGACAAACACAUUAAAUACAAAGAGUGUUGCACAAUCUCUAAAAUAUCCUCCAAAAAUCUGUACUCCCUCCCCUAGUACAAUGGUGGUGAACACUCGAGCCAUGACUACAACUUUGUUGACAUUUGAGACAGCAACAUUGUACUAGGGAGGGGAGAUGGAUGCAAUCAUUUUGUAGAUGAUAGCUACCAUGAUAUGUAUUCAACUAUGAAGAAACAGCGUCCGAGUGUUUUUUGUCCAGGAUUGUAGUUUUCAUAUCUCUGAGCAUGGUUCUGAAGUGUAUGAUACAUUAUACACAUGACUUUUGUGUGUGUUGGUGUUAUGUACUCAGGUGAAUGUGAUGUUUGUGAUGUUACUCUGAGUGUGCAUCCACACCUGGCAAGCUGAAAAGUUAGCUUGCCCACGGUGGAAAUCAAACCCGCGAUUUUGAUUCCCGCCGUGGAUUGUGGGUUCGAUUUCCCCCGUGGUCAGGCAAACUUUUCAGCUUGCCCACAAACAUCACAUACAUCAUAUUCACCUGAAUACACAACACCAACACAGAAAAAUAUAGCACAUUGAAGGAACUAGACUCAGUUCCGAAAUAUCACUAACUCGAACCGACUUGACCACGUAGCUCAGUUGGUAGAGCAUUGGACUAGCUUCCCAAAGGUCGCGGGUUCGAUUCCCACCGUGGCCAAGCAAAUUUUUCAGCUAGCUGCCCGGUGUGAAUGCACACUCAGAGUACAAACAUAUACACAUAUACCGUAUCUGCAUGCAUGCAGUAAGUGAAAUAAUGUUUUCCUACCUUACUUUUAGUUACGAAAGAAAGAUGAAGAGAUCACGGAGUUGGAAGCAAUUCUGUCAGAAAAUGCUCGUGAUGCUACGGUAUGUACUAGUCCAGCGGAAAAGUAAAAAAUCAUGCACUUUGUGAAGAAAGCACCCAAUUCACAGGAAGUGUAGACUUUAACAUGAUAAUGAAUCUUAGAUAUGGAGGCAUCACCAAAAUUGAUGCUGACGGCUUAAAAUUUAGGAUUUCUUAUAUUCUCUUAUUAAACUCUAUUACUGUUUAAAGUUGUGAAAUUGCAGGUUCACAUAUAGCAAAAAUGACUUGCAUGAUUAGAAAGCUUACAAAAAACUACAUAUAAGACUUUUAAACGGCUGAUUGAUUUUCCAAGCGGUUUUCCAGUUAUUGCUAUUUAAAAACGUGAUAAAUAGGCAAAAAUACCGCCAAAGUCGUGGACACUUGCCCUAAAACAUAUUUUCAACCGCUCAUAACUCCAGAGGAGUUGGAAAAUCAAAGUAACUGCUUAAAUGUCUUAUAUGCAGUUUUUUGUAAGCUUUCUAAUGACGCAUGUCAUUUUUGCUAUAUGUGAAGCUGCAAUUUCACAAGUUUUAAUUGUAUAAGAGAUUAAUAAGAGAAUAUAAGAAAUCCUAAAUUUUAAGCCGUCAGCAUCAAUUUUGGUGAUGCCUCCAUAUUUAAGAUUCAUUAUCAUGUUAAAGUCUACACUUCCUGUGAAUUUGGUGCUUUCUUCACAAAGUGCAUGAUUUUCUCAAAUAUCUGACUGUGCAUAUCCGCUGGACUAUACAGUCAAAUGUUUUAAAAGACUGAGUGUGCCAUCAAGUACAGUAAAAUCUCGCAUAUAAGAAACUAGAAUUUAUUUAGACCCCAUUUUAAAUAAGAACCUGUCUGGGCUAGAAUUUCAAAGCAGGUUCUUAUUUUAUCAAAUAGAGUCAAAUCUAAAAAUUUAUAAAUCAAAGAAAAUAAGCACUUCACAAAGUAAUGAAAAUGACCCAGAACUCUGGAAAUGUCAUCCAGAUAAAUAACAUGUCUAUUCCGUGAAAAUACUACAUGGCAAUCUCAACUACUAUAGUGACUGUAUAAGCAAUGUUUACCAGCAUCAUGGACUGAUAAUUUGUGCCUAAUUUAUACACCACAUGCACCUACCGAAAGUGAGUCGCUUUUUUCUUAAGAAAAUAAGAACCUAUUUAAGAAUCUAAAUCUGUUUGUACCAGUGUGGGUGUGAAAUUGCUGUGCUGAGUGGUUAUAUUACUAUUACUACCUGAAAUAAACAAGCAGAAACUCGACGUUUCGAGCGAAGGCCCUUCGUCAAGAGUUAGGAGUUAGAUAAGAACCUGUUUAGCCCAAUUUCCUGUUAAGCACCAUGUACAUCUAAAAAUCUAGGUUCGUAUCAGAGUUCGUAUAUGCGGGGUUUUACUGUAGAUUUGUUUAUAAAUGCAAACAUGAAAUUUUAUUACUUCACAGGAUGAAGAAGAGAAGAACAAAUUACGUCGAGAUUUGGAUGGCUUGAAACGUCUUCUAUCCGACCGCGUGAAAGCCAACAAGGUAACAUUUGCUCAUCCCAACAAGGACAGUGUGAGCAUAACUUUCUUUAGCAUUGUCAUAUACAAGGGUGUGUGUCAUGUUGAUGUAGAAAUUUCAUAUCCUGAGCCUAGCCACCUGUGGAAUGGUUGAUUUGGAUAUACACACAGUAUAAUUUAUUGCUGAAGAUGAAUCAAAUUUAAAGUCUGUAGUAUAACUUUUUGUAUGUGUAAUAUUUGGGUCAUUCGAAGAAGGAAUGUAAUGUAUCUUUAUAGUAAAAAAUCCCAUCUUGAUCAACUUUUUCACUGUCAAAGUUUCCGGAUAUGAUGUCAUUAGGUUUUCCUUUGUUUUUUUUGUACCAAAAUUGCACCGAAUGAUAUCAUAUCCAGAAACUUUGACAGUGAAAAAGUUCAUCAAGAUGAGGUUUUUUACUAUAAAGAUACAUUACAUUUCUUCUUGUAAUGACCCAAAUAUUACACAUACCAAAAUUCAUAUUUGGGGUUAGUCGCUCUUUAAAUGUCGGAAUAACUUAUAGAAUAUCAGUGUUGCUUGUGACAUUCAUCUGAACAGUGUGCCAGAUUCCCAUGAGUGUGCAAUUUUGUCUCGUAUAUGUCUUCUAUAUGAAACACGAGGAAGCGUGUUACAUCAGGAUAUCCAUGCAACUAUCGAGAAGUUUGUUGAAAACCAGUGACGACUUAACUUAUGCAACUUAUGCAAUUUCUUUCUCCGAUAUCCAAAAAACGACACGGUGUAGCCUGCAAAAACAGUCAUCUCACAUCGAGCGGAUGCGAUAAAUUUUUAUUUCCUUUCUUGUUGGCUCAUAUAUUAAUGUAUUUUAGGCCUGAUCAAGCGAGGAUGAGAGCUGAUGAGCGUUGAGAAGAGAGAGUUUUCUCAACUCUCAUGUCGCAGUAAAUGAGAACGAGAGUUGAGAGUUGAUGAGUGUGUACUGGAUGCCUGGAUAUUACCUUUUAAACGAGCAAAAACUCUCGUCUUCUAUCAUAACAAUUUGAACUAGCUCAAAUGUGAUGACAGUUGAUGAAAGUUUGUGAGACUCGACGAGAGUUGGCGUUCAAAUGCAGGAUAGGAAAAAAGAAUUUUCUUCCAGGAGCACAAACUGGAGACAACAAUUUUUUGCACCAACGGAGUAUUUUUGUGCUAAAUCUGCAUGUGCAUAAACAUAUACGCCUGUAUUGUAAAAGCUCACUCAAAGAGUGGAGGUUCAAUCUGAGCUUCCCUUGAGUGUCAGUGCUGUUUUUGAAUAGCUGAAUGGUAAGUAGUUACAUAGUACGACACUAACCCUCCAGCUAUUCAAAAACAGCAUUGACACUCAAAGAAAGCUCAGAUUGAACUGCCACUCUUUGAGUGUCAGCGUGAGUGAGCUUUUAGAAUACAUGGCGAUUGUGUUGUAGCUGACCAUGGUUUUAAAUUCGAAGAAUAAUGUCUGUUAACCAUAUGUUGCUGCGCCCAUAGUGGGACAAGGGUGUUAAGCAUGAUUUUUUCUGUGUUGGUGUUUCCUUCAAAUUUUCAAUAGCAAAUCUUCAUUCAAACGAAUUUCCUGCAGCUGUUUAACAUUUCCUGCGAGCAGUGCUCGCGUGGUCGCCUAUUUUUCCACCCCUGGUCAAAUUUCAUAAUUACUUAAUGUUCGUCCAAUGGAAUUUUCCAGCAGGUCAGAGCCAAUUCACAGCAUUCGAGGAUCUGAAUACCUGCAACCACCUUUUCGAUCCAAUUUUAAAAGAGAAACAAAGAGAAACAAACCAGAUGCAAGUCUAUAAACUCGUCAAUUCUUGUCCUCGUUUUACAGGUGCUAAAUGAAUUUGAGCUCUUUAACUCCUCGAAACAUCGCGGGUGUUUUUCUGAAUGGUUUGCUCCUGUGAAAAUAUUGUCUGGAUCUCUAGAGAGAACAGAUCAGAACAUAAAGAGCUAUCAGCUAACCAGUGCAAUUUUGAUAAUUUUACAGGAGGCCAUUGAACAAGAUAAAAAGAUGGGCAGAGCUCAGCGAAAGAUGGAUGAAAGUCGAAGGAGGAUCGAAGCUGAUCUGAGAAAUGCUGAAAAUAAAGUAUGUUCAAUUUGAAGUGUAGGAGUGAAUACACAGAAUAGAGGGGGGGGGGGAGAGUGCCCUCCCAACCCUUUUAGAAAUAUAGGGGGUGUGCCCUCCCAACCCUUUUAGAAAUCCGCUUAUGGAUCACUUGGCAUUAUAGUACAAUGUGAUGUCGACAAUUUUUAUUGUUUUAUUAACUAACGUUUUUAGAUUCAGUCUGUCGAGAAUUUACUGAAGAAUAAACAGCGAGAAGGUAUGUAAUCUAUGCCGAGUAGUAUUUUGUUAUACAGUGAAAUAUACAAUAAACACUAUCAGAACGGUUUGACAUGCAUUGUUCCUGUGUCUGUUUCAGAUCGAAAUGUCGAUGCUUUAAGUCACGAAGUAGACAACUUGAAAAGAGCGCUGGAUGAGAGAUCCCGUGAGCUGUCAAGAUCACGGGAGACUGGUAAGGACAGUUAAUAAAAUUAGUAGAAAAUUUCCAAUUCACAUUUUGGGAUAACUCAAAUUCCCAGUGCUUGGAAAAAGUAGGGAAUGGACUACCAAGCAUUUAAACGCACAGUUCAGCCUUUCGAAUGAUGGUUUUUAAGGCGCAUUAGUGCAUUACAACCCUUUUAAUAGAUGAUUCCAGCUAUACACUAAAUUUUGAUCCAGACAAGAAAGACGGAAUCUAUCUUAGUUUAUAGCUUAAAAGAGCAUAUUAAAAUUAGUAAAAUUGCAAAGUUUGGUUGUGAAAUGUUGUAAAAUGGAGGAAAAUAUAGCCAUACGAAAUUUGCAAAUUUUGUAUUAUUUUAAUUUGUGUUACGCACAAAUGCACGGGAAAAUGUACCACCAAAUGUGGUGCAUUUUCCCUUGCGUGUAAAUUCCGAUUAGGUGUGUCAACAAAGAAAGCAUAUGCUACGUUUAAGCAUUUAUAAUUUAACUUUAUCAUAUUUAUAUAUUUCAGAUGACGUUACCCCAACACACAUACGUCAUCAUAUUUACAACCCCCGUAGUCAUGGCGACCAUACGUAUCAUCAUUACCAUGACACCAGUCUUCCUGUUGCUCACCAUACCAGAGACUCGCCAACACUACAGGCUGUUCAAAGAGUUCCAGCAGUCGCUACCAUGAAUGAAGUACAUCAUCAUCACUAUGGAAACAAUGCACCGAUUCAAUCGCCGGCUCAUGUGAAUGUGUCACCUGUACAUCCUGACGUAAUACGUCACCAUCACUAUGACAACGCUGUACCCCAGACACCUGUUGACGUGUCAGCGGCUACUACCAUCAAUCAAGUGCAUCGUCAUCAUCACUAUGGAAACGGUGAUUUUACUAUGCAGUUAAAAAAGAAGAGGGCAAGAAAGAAAGACUAUUGCAACAUUUCUGAACACGAGGAUUUGGUAAGAUAUUCCAUUAUUGUUUCCUACUACAAACUUUAACUUCACAGGGUACGAAAAUUCAAGAUUCUUAGUCGUACCUGACUCGUACCAAUCUCGUUCCCCGAGCCUGCGAUCCUCGGGAAGGAACGCGAGGCUCUGGGAUAAUUUACAUAAAGUGAUAUAGUACUGGCUUCUGAAAAGUAUAUUCAAACUACGAGUUAGGAUAAGAAGCACAAUUGCACAUAAAAACAAUCGACUCCUAAAUUCCUUAGUGCCAUCAGUCCAAAUAUGUUUCAUGCCAAGGCAUGUCAGACUAACGCAUAUACCAGCAAAAUUACGGUGUUGAAUACCUUGGGUUUGGAACGGUCAUGUGGUACCGGCAAAAAAAGUGAGUACGCAGAUAGUAAUAGUUCCACAUACCUACGUGGUACGUGGCUGAAAAUAACCGUACCAGACCGUAAUAUUACCAGACCGUAAUAUCGACGUACCAUGCGAACUAUCGCACCCUGACUUCAUUCAAUAUAAAAAGACCCUUAUGGAAAGUAUGGAGCUUCGUUUUCAGGAUUGAGAUACAGGCUUUAGAGCCUUUAGGAUCGAGAUACAAGCUUUAGAGGAUUAUAUAUAGCGACUAUGUAUGAGGGAUGAAAUAAUAUAACACAGUAAGUUAUAGUUGGGCUCCCCGUGGUCUUUUGCACGAUUUCUGCUUUCCAUCGUGAUUAGUUAAGUUUAAAAGGAACGACCGCGUACUACAAUUGAAAACUCAACUAAGCUGACUUUAUUUAAACUAGAUAGCUUUAUCAGUGCUAGGUAAGUCAGGAGUGUAGGUUAUUCUUCCUCGAGGUUCAGAAGCCGCCUCCUCCGCAGGCCCUCGUUGCGUCAUGGGAAGGUCACACACAAUCUGGCGAGGGCCUGCGGAAUCUUGUAAAAAAAAUGGCGCCGGUUAUAGAAAAGCGGCGUGAAACUUGUAAAUUAAAAUGGCGACUCUGAGGUGGAAGGAAGCAUUUUUUUUACGAUAAGGUUUGUUGUCCACCAACGUUGCACGAAUAAAACUGCCUUCUUUAACGAAGCAGGUUCAAAACAACAUUUAUUCAUUUUACAAGAUUCCGCAGGCCCUCUCGAAAUCGUGAGCUUUCCAUAACACAACGAGGGCCUGCGGAGGAGGCAUGUUCAGAAGCGUAUUUUUUCUCAGGUUUGAAAUCUCCUUGUUUAGGAGGACGAUGUCGUGGCACUUGAAGGGAAGCUAGCUUCAACCAAUAGUAAAUUAUCAUCUCAAAUGACAGAGGUAUGUUACUAUCCCUGUCCUGUAAGAGCGAUCUCUUAGGCUACAUUUAAACUUGUAUACCGGAUCGGUUUCCGUAGCGACGUGAAAAAAAACCACCUAUCCGUACCUUUUAGGAACGCUAUUUUCUGACGAAUUAUUGCAACGGAGAGAUGUUGCUUCGGUCAGCUUCUGAAAGUUGUACAUUUCGUAUCGGAUAAGGUGCUUUUUCACGCCGCUACGGAAAGCUAUCUGGUAUAGUUUAAAUAUAGCCUUAGUUAUUGAUCCAACUUAUUGCUGGCCCAACUUAUUGCUAGCCCAACUUAUUGCUGGCCAAGUUAUUGCUGGCCCAACUUAUUGCUGACCCAACUUAUUGCUGGCUCAACUUAUUGCUGGCCCACUUAUUGCUAGCCCAAUUUAUUGCUGGCCCAACUUAUUGCAGACCCAACUUAUUGCUGGCCAACUUAUUGCUGACUCAACUUAUUGCUGGCCAACUUAUUGUGCCGGAUGUAAAAGGUGCAUGUGCUAAGACACUAAGUGCACCUACCCAGUGAGCUCUACGUAUAACUGGAGCAAGAGUAUUUUUUCAAUCGAAGUCAAAACACAAAGUUUCUGCAAAUUCCUUGCAGCUUCGUGUGAACCGCGCAGAAAACAAUUGAAAGGGACUGGCACUGGACGUCACUUUCUGCCAUCUUUGGCUACACUUUUUGGACGGAAGAGGUUAUUUCGCUGGCCUCAGAGUGACAAAACGUAACAAAGCAACGGUUUUACUAACACUAACCCUAUUCCAAACACUAACCUAACCCUACCCCCUAACCUAACCCUGAUCCUAACCUAACCCUACUCCAAGUUUGUUUCUAAACCAAUCUUGAAGAAAAAUGUUUUGACGAAAUGUCAUUCUGAGGUCAGCGAAAUAACUUCUUCCUUUUUGGACGUGAGUUCUCACUCCAGACAUAUAUGGAGCUCACUGCCUCUACCCGUCUGCCACUGCGCCAUAAUUAGUCCAAAAAUGCCAAACUUGUGUACGGAUGUAUUAAUUAAUGUUUGCCGUCAUAUACUAUUUGUAGAACAAAUUGCAUACCUUGCGUUCUGAUCUUCAAAACUUGGAACAUACGGUAAGUUGUUUUGGGAUGAAUAGACUGUACGUAUGUAAUAUGUCAAAUCCGAAUUUGAAGUCCGUGCCAUUUGUCCGAGUCCGAGGCGAAGCCGAGGAUCUGGAUCAAAAUGCGAGGACUUAAAAUCUAGUCCAGUCCGAAUACACCCUUUCGAUAAUUACGUUACAACUACACUGUUUUCAACUUAGGACCACCUUAAAUGGAAAGGAUUUCAAGUUUUUUCUCAUGGGCUAUGCACAGAGAAGCCGAACAUCCUUCUUCAACACAUCCGCGAAAAAAAUAUGGAUUUUGACCAAUAAGUAUGGAAAUAAGCAUUAACGCGAAUACGAGGCUCCAGGUCAUGACCUGGGGCCUCGUUUUCGUGUUAAAGCUUAUUUCCACAUAUAUUGGUCAAAAUAAAGAAUUCUUUUUGAUGCAUGUGUUGAAGAAGGAUGUUCUGCUUCUUUGUGCAUAGCCCGUGAGAAAAAAACUUGAAAUCCUUUCCAUUUAAGGUGGUCCUAAGUUGAAAACAGUGUAGUUGUGACGUAAUUAUCGAAAGGGUGUAUUGGAGGAUUUUUUCGGUCUGUAUGUACCUUUAGACCUAACCAGGGGCAGCUGCGAAAAAUGAAACCGUAGGCCCUAUGGCAGGAAUCAAACCUGUGGGCCUGCGAUUCCGCGGUGCUGCGCUUUGACCACUACUGAACUUUAAGCGCUCUUUAUUUUUUAAGGUUUCAGAUUCCAUGAGACAGAGGACGCCUGGCGUUGUUGAAUCUCAUCUAGACGAAACGUUAGCG